UUAUGAAAUAAACAAAAGAAAAAUGUUUCCAUUUUGAGUCAACUAUCAAACAAACACUCCACUUCCCACAACCUCUGUACCUAAGUAUCUUAUCUUUGUUUCAUUCUUAUUCACAUCUAAACACAAGAAGAACAAGAAGAAGAAGAAGAAGCUACCAAAGAAGAGUGAAAAAUGGAGUACACAAACAGUGAUGAUGCUACAAAUGAAAAACUCAUUGAAAAUGGCAGCUCUUCAUCAUCUUCUCAACCCAGAAAGGGUGGUUUAAGAACCAUGCCCUUUAUCAUAGUGAAUGAGUGUCUUGAGAAAGUGGCAAGUUAUGGAAUAAUGCCAAACAUGAUAUUAUACUUGAGGGAUGAUUAUAACAUGCCUAUUGCUAAGGCUAGUUAUGUUCUUUCUACUUGGUCUGCUAUGUCCAAUGUUUUGUCCAUCUUUGGUGCUUUUCUCUCUGAUUCUUACUUGGGUCGCUUCAAUGUCAUCACUAUUGGCUCCUUUUCUAGCCUUCUUGGUUUAACCGUUUUGUGGUUAACUGCCAUGAUCCCGGUGCUAAAACCUACCUGUGCAUCACUCUUUGAAAUCUGUAAUUCUGCUACUUCAUCCCAACAAGCAGUUCUGUUCCUUUCCUUAGGAUUAAUUUCAAUUGGAGCUGGUUGUGUUAGACCUUGUUCCAUAGCCUUUGGAGCAGAGCAAUUGACUAUUAAGGGAAAUUCUGGUGAUGGGAAUGGCAGGAUCUUGGAUAGUUACUUUAAUUGGUAUUAUACCUCAAUUUCAGUUUCAACCAUUAUCGCGUUGAGUGUGAUUGCUUACAUUCAAGAAAACCUUGGAUGGAAAAUUGGGUUUGGAGUACCUGCUGUGCUAAUGCUCGUAUCGGUCAUCAGUUUCAUUAUUGGUUCACCGUUAUAUGUCAAAGUGAAGCCAAGUGAAAGCUUACUCACUAAUUUUGCAAGAGUAGUUGUGGUGGCAACCAAGAACAGAAAACUUAGUCUUCCUGAUCACGACUCUGAUCGUUACUGUCAAGGUCAUGAUUCAAAGCUGAAGGUUCCUACCGAUAGCCUUAGGUUUUUGAACAAAGCUUGCGUAAUAAGAAAUCCUGAGACAGAUCUUAAUCGAGAUGGGUCAAUUUCAAAUCCGUGGAACCUAUGCACAAUAGAACAGGUGGAGUCACUGAAGUCUUUGCUCAGAGUCAUUCCUAUGUGGUCAACGGGAAUCUUUAUGAUGGCGACUCAGAGUUCAUUUUCUACUCUUCAAGCCAAAACUUUGAACCGAACGUUAUUCGGCAAUUUCAAUUUUCCUGCAGGAUCGUUCAAUCUUAUCUUGAUAUUCACCUUAACAAUAGUAAUUCCUUUAUAUGACCGUGUAGGAGUACCUCUACUAGCUAAAUACGCAGGCCGGCCUAGAGGAUUCAGUUUUAAAGUCCGCAUCGGGAUAGGAAUGCUGUUUGCAAUUGUAGCUAAAGCAGUAGCAGCUAUUGUUGAAACGGUGAGACGAAAUGCAGCGAUUGAACAAGGGUUUGAGGACCAACCUAAUGCUGAAAUUAACAUGUCGGCUUUAUGGCUUGCUCCAGAGUUUAUUUUGUUUGGAUUCGCCGAAGCUUUCACACCAGUUGGACUGGUUGAGUUUUUCUACUGUUUUUUCCCUAAGAGUAUGUCUAGUUUUGCAAUGGCUAUGUUCACAUUGGGACUAGCUUGUUCUGACGUAGUUUCAGGUGUGCUUGUGAGCAUUGUGGACACGGUCACUAGUAUUGGAGGGAAUGAGAGCUGGUUAUCGACUAACAUCAAUAGGGGACAUUUGAAUUACUACUACGGGCUACUCACUUUCUUAGGCAUUCUUAACUACUUCUAUUAUCUUGUUAUUUGUUGGGCUUAUGGACCCAUACAGGGAGAGAAACAUGAAGAUUCGGCCAGAAAGAAAGACGAUAAAUUUGGUUACAGGGAGUUGCCUACUUCAUAGAUUAGUUUUUUAGUAUAUUAUAAAGUUUCUAAAACUGUAGUAGUGUAUUUCAAAUAUGUGUUUUUUUUGUGCAUGUAAAACUAAUAUGUUUAGGUCAUCGAGAGAAGAACAAUGGAAAAGAGAAAUACAUGUAUUUCACUGUUCUAUUUACAAAAUAAUUAGAAAUGAUUUUGAUCAAGCA
This is a messenger RNA of Medicago truncatula (barrel medic), 2128 nucleotides long. Its product is annotated as protein NRT1/ PTR FAMILY 1.2. Gene Ontology annotation, cellular component: membrane. The record is from RefSeq and is a predicted model, not a curated record. The transcript has 4 exons. Bases 172 to 1947 code for a protein of 591 amino acids. Gene Ontology annotation, biological process: transmembrane transport. Gene Ontology annotation, molecular function: transmembrane transporter activity. NCBI's taxonomy places the organism in Eukaryota, Viridiplantae, Streptophyta, Magnoliopsida, Fabales, Fabaceae.